Molecule: messenger RNA, 762 nt
Organism: Coregonus clupeaformis (lake whitefish)
Lineage: Eukaryota; Metazoa; Chordata; Actinopteri; Salmoniformes; Salmonidae
Product: hemoglobin subunit beta-like
Exons: 3
Coding region: 160-603 (147 amino acids)
Biological process (GO): oxygen transport; hydrogen peroxide catabolic process
Cellular component (GO): blood microparticle; haptoglobin-hemoglobin complex; hemoglobin complex
Molecular function (GO): oxygen carrier activity; haptoglobin binding; peroxidase activity
Source: RefSeq, a predicted model, not a curated record
CCAUUAACCUUUUGAGGACCUUUGAUGUCGUUUUUGGCAUGACUCCUACAAAUUUGAUUCGUCCACUGGGGCGGAGGGAUUACAUAUAAAUGAAAACACCCCAGUGCCGGACACCGACAGAUUUUCUCACAGGAUCAGAGGACACACAACACCUUGAACAUGGUUGACUGGACAUUUGAAGAGCGGAAGCACAUCAUAGAGACCUGGGGCAAAAUCAACGUCAAAGUGGUCGGACCCCUUGCUUUGAGAAGGUGUCUUAUUGUAUAUCCAUGGACUCAGAGGUACUUUGGAACCUUUGGAGACGUAAACAGCGCAGCGGCUAUCAUGGGCAAUAAAAAAGUUGCCAAGCAUGGCAUCACUGUACUGAACGGCCUCGAGAGAGCUGUGCAGAAUAUGGAUGACAUCAAGAACACCUACGCCGAGCUGAGCGUUCUACAUUCUGAGAAACUGCAUGUGGAUCCCGACAACUUCAGGCUGUUGGGCGACUGCCUCACCAUUGUUCUGGCCUCCCAGAUGGGGCGCGCCUUCACGCCGGACAUCCAAGCGGCCUGGCAGAAGUUCCUGACCGUGGUCGUCUCUGCGCUGGGCAGACAGUACCACUAGAAACAUGUUCUACAGUGGAAUAUACCGAUAUAUUUUAUUAUAGAAUACAUUUUGUAUGAAUAAUAAAAUAUAUUUUUAAGCACACGUCCAUACUCUUCACUUUAUUCUGUUUGAGCCAAGCCUACUUUAACUUGCCCUUAUGCGGUUGGCCUAAGUGAG